Molecule: messenger RNA, 898 nt
Organism: Lates calcarifer (barramundi perch)
Lineage: Eukaryota; Metazoa; Chordata; Actinopteri; Centropomidae
Product: cortexin-3
Exons: 2
Coding region: 379-630 (83 amino acids)
Source: RefSeq, a predicted model, not a curated record
ACGGGGUACCACUACGUCCCUGCCUGUGUCUGCGGGGAUGAGCGGCGCGUCAGGACGAGAGGGAGAGAAAAACACAAGCGAGCAGCAGAGGGUGAGGUCUGCCCGGCUCAGUCAGCCAAGACAGGAAAAUAAGCACUGCGAGGCUUUUUCUGUCAUGAAGUGAGGAGCCCUGCGGUCUCAGCAAGAACGCGUCUGUUCACUGUUGUUUGUUGUUUCGGUCAAAGAAAAAUCAAGACUCGUCGGAUCCACCGGAAUGGAGAGCCGCCGCUGACGGAGAUUCCCGAGCUCCCCUGAUAACAACAGGUCUCAUCCACUGAGCCCAUCUUCACCUCGAAUCUUUCAGCAACCAACAAAGAGCUGGAGCUGAGACGAUCAAGCAUGGAUGUGCCCAGGAUGGCUGAGGGCCUCUUCAGCAGCACGCUGUCCUCGUCAGGCGGCGGCCAUCACGUGCCUUCCUACCUGACGUUGGAGCAGAAGGCCGCCUUUGUCUUUGUGCUGUUGCUCUUCAUCUUCCUGGCCCUGCUAAUUGUGCGCUGUUUCCGCAUCCUGCUGGACCCCUACCGCAGCAUGCCCUCAUCCAACUGGACAGACCACACCGAGAAGGACACGUUCGAUUACCGCAUCGUCUGAGAAAGUCCUGAGGGUGCACAAAUUCAAAAAUUAAAUAAAACAGACUGAUUUGAUGCUCAAAGAGCACUUUGGCCCUAAGAACAAAUGACUGCUGAUUCACCAGGAAAGACAGAUUUCAGAAAAUCCAGUGGCAGCUCGUCAUCGCCAUGAGCGCCAACCAGAAUUCAACAGCUUCUCCCUGCCAAAAUCUGAAAAUUUCAACUAUAAUAUGACAACCAGAACUAUGCUAUGAAGAUUAUUGAUCAAACUACCACGACCUUCAGUCAAA